GGGCUUUUUAUUUGGACUGUUAAUCUAAAUCCAUUGUACCUGGUUGGAAAACACCCUGUGUGCAGUGCUCCCUGCACUCGCUGCAUCCUCACUUGAAUGUCUAUUAGCACCUUGCUUCCCACUCCUUUGAGUUCCCUCUGCCAGGUAGAAUAAAUAUACAUAACUUCCAUUUGAAAGCCUUUGAAAAAAAAAAAUGUUGUCAAGGGAAACUCUUCUAGCAUUUCUUAUAGACAUGUUUGAUCUGUUUUAUAUUUUAUUUUUACUGUCAUAAAUGCAUAUAUCAGGGAUUUUUUUCUCCACAAGAUAGAUAUUAAUUUGAACGCCCAACACCCAGCUCACACUGGGCUUGUGUAAUUCUGACGGUUGUCUCAAAAUAGCUUACAAUAUAUUUCAACAUUUAUCAGAAAGAGACUGGCUUUAUCUGUUCCUCUUUUCCAAUAAUUCAUGGAAAUUUUGGGUCAACUAAAGAAAAAUUUUGCAAAUUCACUUUACCCCAGACAGACACAUUUGUAUUCUCUGUCCGUCAUGCUUUUAAAUAAAAAUCACCCAAGCUUCCCAAAGUAAGCUUCUGUUUCCCAGCUGAUUCCCUGCAAAUGUGAAUGGGGUGCACGCUUUGAUGGUCCAGCAGGGGAGAUCACACUGGGUCCCGGUUCAAAGCCCAGUUUUGUUUAAAGCUGAGCUUAGCUGUUCGUGAAACAAAUAGGCAAGAGAAUUAUGAAACUAUUAAUUGCUGCUUCAGAUUCCUAGAUGAAAGCUGUAUGUGGGCAGAAAUUAUUUGGUCUAUUCAUAAGCGAACAUCAGAAAGGAACAUCCCUGGCAGUUCGUGACCCUUCUCCUCACUUUGCUUCCAGUGCAGGAGGGAUGGAGGGAUAUCCCUGGGGUACAAAGCCUGCAGGGUCCUGACCCUCACCUUUUAAUUUUGAGCUGGGAGAGAGGUAGGAGCCGUCUCCCUUCUGGCUGUCGGGGUUGGCACGUCUCACCCAGAGCCACAGCCGUGCACUGGGGAUGGUCUGGCUGAGCUGGAGCAAUGCUUCAGGCUUGUCCUGCCAUCCUGGGCUGUCCUGUGCCCCAGCCCAGCCCCCAAACCACCUUGCCUUUAUUUUGGUGGCAUUUGGCCUGACCUUUCAGAGAGGCUAUUCCAUAGGGAGGGUGCAGAGAGUCUGAGGCUGGUUUUGGAUAAGCUGGAUCACACAGAUGCACCUCCAGGGCCCCCCAUCUGUGUGUGUGCUUAUAGCCUGAAUGCAUGAGCAUCCUUCUGGAAGGAACCUGGAUUAGUCAUCCCUACCCCACAGAUGGGCUGUGUGAUGUCUUCUCUGGAAAAGCUAAUCUGACACUGAAAUUCCAAUUUAUCCCUGAAAGAAGUGUUUACACUCCUUCUCCUUCUUCCCUCCCCUUUGAAAGGCAAGACAAUGAGUCCGUUAAGCUCUGAGGUUUAUCACGAGCUGGUUGCCUCCUCCAGAGUGGUGUAAUGGAAUGGUUGUGGUGCAAAGCUGUGUCUUUAAGGAGCCCUGGCCUGGAGAUGCAGUGGAGUUCGCAGAUGCUUUUGCCGGGCUGUUUCUGGCAUUUCCUGCACCCACAGCCCUGCACAGCUUAAAAACACUCCAGGGUUUAACCAUAGCUCCAUUACCUGCCCCUCUGCAGCUCUGCUCUGACCUACAGAUUUAGAUGUGUCCGUGUCCCCAGGUCCCUCCCAGUCUGACAAACCUUUCACAUCGAGUUUCUCAGACUGGGAAGCAGGCAGAGCCCUGGUGUUCACCCCGUAAAUCCUCUGAGAUGGCUGGGGAGGGAGAACUCACAGGAUUCCCCUGGGUGGAGGGGCUCACCUCCUGUCACUGACCUGGCCUUGGUCCCUGGUGGCUGCUGUGGGACCAGGCUGGUCUGUGUGGGGUCUGCUGGCUCCUCAGCAUCACUGCGGGGGCUGAGCCUUUUUUCCCUUGCCUCCUGCUGCCUGUCUGUGCCCUCUGUCCCUACAGCUCCUAAAAGCUUGGAAAAUUCCGUGGGUGACAUAAGACAGGAAAAAAUGUAAUUCCUCAGGCAAGAGAGCAAAGCAGUGUCCCUCAAACCCCACCACUCUGUGCCAGGAGCAGGGGAUCCCAUGAGCACAGGGCUGCUCCAUGUGUCCCCUGCUUGUUUUGAUGAAUAAGGUGGAACUCCUGCUCUGCUGAUCAUGGUCAACAAGACCUUAAACUACUGGGGUCCCAGUUUUGAGGAGGAUGUUAUCAACAUCAACGUGGGGGGUCUGAGGAGGCGGCUCAGCUCCAGCGCCCUCUCCAAGUUCCCCGACACGCGCCUGGGCCGGCUGCUGUCCUGCGACUCGGAGGAGUCCAUCCUGCAGCUCUGCGAUGACUACGACGUGAGCGCCAGGGAGUUCUACUUCGACCGAAACCCCGGGUUCUUCCUCUACGUCCUCCACUUCUACCAGACGGGGAAGCUGCACGUCAUGGAGGAGCUGUGCGUCUUCUCCUUUUGCCAGGAGAUCGAGUACUGGGGCAUCAACGAGUUCUUCCUGGACUCCUGCUGCAGCUACCGCUACCACGAGCGCAAGCUGGAGAGCCGGCACCACAACUGGGACGAGGAGAGCGAGGUGAGCAGCGUGGACACGUCCCCUGAUGAGAUCUCUGACAUCAACCACGACCUGCUGCGCUACAGCACCCUGCGCUGCGGCAACGUGCGCAAGCGCCUCUGGCUCACCAUGGAGAACCCCGGCUACUCCAUCCCCAGCAAGCUCUUCAGCUUCGUGUCCAUCAGCGUGGUGCUGGUGUCCAUAGCCACCAUGUGCAUCCACAGCAUGCCUGAGUACCAGGAUGUGGAUGAGAAUGGCAACGUGCUCGAUGAGCCCAUCCUGCACAAGCUGGAGUAUUUCUGCAUCUCCUGGUUCACCUUCGAAGUGUCCGCCCGCCUCCUGCUCUCACCCAACCCCAGGAAGUUCUUCAAGCACCCUCUGAACCUGAUUGACAUUGUCUCAGUGCUGCCCUUCUACUUCACCCUCCUGGUGGACGUGACCAUGGGCAGUGACUCGGAGCUGGGCAACCUGGGCAAGGUGGUGCAGGUGUUCCGGCUCAUGAGGAUAUUCCGGGUGCUGAAGCUGGCUCGGCACUCCACUGGACUGAGGUCACUGGGGGCCACCUUGAAGCACAGCUACAGGGAGGUGGGGAUCCUGCUGCUCUACCUGGCUGUGGGGGUCUCUGUCUUCUCUGGAGUGGCCUACACUGCUGAGAAGGAGGAAGACGUCGGCUUCGACACCAUCCCAGCGUGCUGGUGGUGGGGCACGGUCAGCAUGACCACCGUGGGCUACGGGGACGUGGUGCCUGUCACCGUGGCAGGGAAGCUGGCGGCCUCGGGCUGCAUCCUGGGGGGCAUCCUGGUCGUGGCACUGCCCAUCACCAUCAUCUUCAACAAGUUCUCCCACUUCUACCGCAAGCAGAAGGCGCUGGAGGCGGCCGUGAGGAACAGCGGCAAGAAGGACCCUGAGGAGGUGGGGAGCGUCUCCAGCCACGAGCGGGACUCGGAGGCUCUGAGCGAGACCUCCCUGGGCAGGAGCAGCCCCGACCGCCGUGGCCUGACCCCCGGUGCCCACCCCAGCCCCUGAGCCCUGGCACCGCCCUGGGGCACGUGGGACCUGCCUGCUCACGGUGAGCACGGCGCUGGGAUGCCAUGGCUGGCAUCACCCCUGCCCUGAGAAGGACAGGAGGCGUUGGAGGAGAUGCCCGGUGGGUGCUGGCUGCUUCCAGACCCUGUGCCUGCCUGGAUGUGUCUCAGCCUUCACCUUGCUCACCCAUGGCUGCAAAGGGAGGUUGUGGUGCUGGAUAUACCCCUGCCAGAAAGGGAGGCAGAAAAUAAGAAAUACAAGUGACCCCUGAUCAGGCACUGCCCCAGAUGUAUGGAGAGGGACUUUCCUCUGGCUAAGGUUUUGUGUUGUCCAGGGUGAGGUUAAAUAGCUCAAGGAUGAGGCAGCCCUCAAGCAGGCUGGCAGCCCUUACAGAUCCUGUGCUAUGUCGACAGCUCCUGUCCCAGCCUUGUCCUACCCCCAGCUGGAAAAAGCCUCAAAAGGCUCAACUGCCCCUGCAGCCACAAAGGAAAGGGGCCUGGGAAUGAGUCUGUAUGGGAGGAGAGGUAGUGUCCAGCUCAGGGUGAGCCCAUGGUCCCCAGCCCCUGCAGUGGGAUCGACUGAACCUUACCUUUCCCUUGCAGCCAGGAUUUAUCUGCUGUCCUGCACUGCCACUGCCAGGACACCCCUGGGGCUGUGCUGGGAGUGUGGCACAGCUGGGAGCACUGCCCACACGUGGGGGAGGGACACUAGCCAGGGAUGACCAGGCAGAAGGGAUACUGUCCUCUGGGGCAGCAGCAAAGGGGUCAAGCUGGGGGACCCGGGGAGCCAAUCCCAGUGGGGCUGUCCCCCAAACCUUGUUCUCCCUCAGCACAGCCCCUAGCCUGGCUUAAUCCUGCCUCUUCCCUCCCUGUCUCAGGGCCAGGCAGGGGCCGGAGGGCUGUAAGGAGGAGGUCACACUGCCCUGGGUGUCCCCACAGGGAGCAGCUUCCCUCUGCAGGGAGAGAGCUGGGGCAGAGGGCACCUUGCACCACUUUUGUCACUGCAGCCUCUGAGCACCUCCCAGCAGGGCAGGGAGCUCAGCCUGGAACACCAAACCCCUUCCUGCCUGGACCCCAGCCCACCUGAGCACUUUGGGGGCUGCUCCCAGCACAGCAUUAAUUCCCUACAGAGCUUUGCCUUGCCCUCCCACCCCCUGUUCUCCGUUUGGAAAUUGUGCAGCUCCGUUGCACACAAAGGAGCACACCCAGCCAUGCCUGUUUCAAGCAGGAGAAACGUGCAUUCCACAAUCCCAAACCAGCUCAAACACACGUUGAAGGCUGCACGAUGACCCCAGGUGCCUGGAUCGUGUGUUUGCUGCUGGCUGUCCUGGCUGGGUUUCAGCACAGCUGUAGUGCCAGUGCCAGCUCUGCCCACAGCAAUCUGCUGGUCAUGGGCGAGGAAAGCCAAACCAACACUGGUGCAGGUCCAGCCUUUCCAAACCCAGUGGGACUCAGGGAGGGUCCCCAAGGAACGAUGGUGGUGUGGGAUGGGGGAUGCUCAUGCUUCUGGCAUCAUCAAGUCUUCCAGUACUGAUGGUUCAUGGUCUGCUCUGCGCUUAUUCUGCUGGGAGCUGGGACUGGAGAGCAGCACCCUCUGCUCCAGCCAGCUCCUGCUGCACUGUUACUUGAAUACAGGAAGGAGUUUCCCCUUCUCAACAUAAAUAUUCCAGUAGCAAAAUGUAUUCAAAUGUGAAGAGCAAAUUACAUCUAUUAAUGAAAAAGCAUUAUGCAAAUAAUUAGGAGCAUGUAAAUUAAUUUUCUAUCUAUGCAUGGGAUGCAUACUGUAUAUUUUAUUAAAGACAUCAAUGAUCUGC
Molecule: messenger RNA, 5402 nt
Organism: Catharus ustulatus (Swainson's thrush)
Lineage: Eukaryota; Metazoa; Chordata; Aves; Passeriformes; Turdidae
Gene: KCNS1
Product: potassium voltage-gated channel modifier subfamily S member 1
Exons: 3
Coding region: 2168-3589 (473 amino acids)
Biological process (GO): protein homooligomerization; regulation of delayed rectifier potassium channel activity; potassium ion transmembrane transport
Cellular component (GO): voltage-gated potassium channel complex; membrane
Molecular function (GO): delayed rectifier potassium channel activity; protein binding
Source: RefSeq, a predicted model, not a curated record